AUGAACCCCUUCAAAUUCUGCAUUUCUAUUCUUGUCCUUCAAGCUCUCUUCAAUAUUUCCCCUGCAACCGGAGCAACUCCAGCAAGCUGCCCUGGGGUUUUCAGAGAAUACAUUGGAGCUGAGGGCAAGAAUGUCACAUUCUCUGAUGUCCCAAUUAAUCCAAAUAUUGAGUUUCACUUCCUCCUCUCCUUUGCUAUAGACUACACAAACACAACAUCACCAGAACCCACUAAUGGUGACUUCCUGGUCUAUUGGGACACUGAUAAUCUAACCCCUUCCCAGAUUUCUUCCAUCAAGGCCCAGUACAAAAAUGUUAAGGUAGGAUUGAGUCUCGGUGGUGAUACAGUGAAUGGUAAAAAUGCAACCUUUGCUCCUACUUCAAUUACUUCUUGGGUGAGAAAUGCAAUAUAUUCAAUCACCAAGAUAGUGAAACAAUAUAACCUGGAUGCAAUAGAUAUAGAUUAUGAACACUUCAAUGCAGAUCCAGAUACAUUCGCUGAGUGCAUCGGGCGACUGUUGUACUAUCUUAAACAAAACAAUGUCGUCUCUUACACAUCUAUAGCACCAUAUGCAGAUGAUUCAGUGCAGGUGCACUAUUUAGCUCUCUGGAGAAAGUAUGGUCAUCUAAUAGACUAUGUCAACUUCCAAUUUUAUGCCUAUGAAAAGGGCACAACCAUUACUCAAUUCCUGCAGUACUUUGAAACCCAGAGGUAUAACUAUAAAGGAGGCAAGAUUCUAGUGAGCUUUGGAACAGACAACAGUGGUGGCUUGUCUCCUAAACAUGGAUUCUAUGAUGCAUGCAGCAUACUGAGGAGUCGGGGAAAACUUCAUGGUAUCUUUAUUUGGUCGGCAGAUGACUCUAUGCAGGACUGUUUCCUAUACGAAAAGCUGUCACAGGACCUCUUAGCAAGUGCAAUUUGAAUAUCUUGCAAUUAUUCAAUAUAAUCUUUAGUAAGCCAUGACAAAAAUAGAAAAAUUGGAAUGCAAAGAAUGUUAUUGUUUAUUUUGAAGGCUUCUAUAGAAAACAAAACGUGUUUGAGGUAGUCCUUUAUUGUGGUCUUAACAUCAAAAUCCUGAAGCAAACUAUUUCAGAUUUACAAUUUCCAAAUGUGCUAAAGCUUACUCUUCACAUGAAAGUAUUGAAUAUAGUUUGUUUAGUGCAUUCCAUGAAAGAGCAGUUAUAGGAUAAGUACAUAGAAAUAUGAGAAUCAAAAUGGGAUGCAAAAUGUAAGGAAAUAACAGUCCACUUCCCUUCUAGCAAAGUAAACGAAAACCAUAAUUAGUUCAAAUUUCAAAGGUGAAAGAAGAAUGGAGGGAUGUAGGUGUCCUUACACUCGCACUAUUAGCUUCCAGAGAGUAGUAGAGGAGGACAGCAGAAAUGAAAGGAGAUUUUUUUUUUUAUUACUCUUUUUUGUGCAAAAAUUAAUAGCAGAUCAGCAUUCAUAGUUGCCCUGACAUCCAGUUAUCAUGCUUCUCACUUUCAAAUGUUAUGACUGUGGUGUCUAAAUUUUUUGAUAAGUGCUUGUGGUGCUUUUUAUCAAGUAACACAAACACAGUUGUUUCGCACAAACACACUCUCACUAUCCAAAAAAAAUCAGAAAGCUAACUAGUCAAUCAAACAUUGUUAGAUCCAUAUACUUCAAAUUGAAUCAUAACUCAUAAAGAAUUACUCGAACAGGUAUAUCAAUACAGCUUUAGCAAUAAUAUCCACAAGGGACAAUUUUCUGCAGGUAUUACAUAUAUAAAAAAAAAUAGUCUGUUCCUCACAAUUAGUAGCAAUACAAGAAAUAAUCUUCAUACAGUUGAACUAAUUCAAUUACUUUUCACCUUUAAUUCUCCUCUUUUUACUCUUGUUCUUAUUACUCUGCUCUUCUAAACCAGCAUUGUCUUUUUUUCUUUUCUUUUUUUUUUUUUUUUUUUUUUUUUUUUUUUUUU
Nicotiana attenuata is the source of this 1935-nucleotide messenger RNA. Its product is annotated as chitinase 2-like. The transcript has a single exon. The coding region runs from base 1 to 921 and encodes 306 amino acids. Lineage: Eukaryota; Viridiplantae; Streptophyta; Magnoliopsida; Solanales; Solanaceae. The record is from RefSeq and is a predicted model, not a curated record. Gene Ontology annotation, biological process: carbohydrate metabolic process.